This is a messenger RNA of Fusarium graminearum PH-1, 980 nucleotides long. RefSeq names its product vacuolar ATP synthase subunit E. The transcript has 3 exons. Gene Ontology annotation, biological process: proton transmembrane transport. Gene Ontology annotation, cellular component: proton-transporting two-sector ATPase complex, catalytic domain. Gene Ontology annotation, molecular function: proton-transporting ATPase activity, rotational mechanism. Lineage: Eukaryota; Fungi; Ascomycota; Sordariomycetes; Hypocreales; Nectriaceae. The record is from RefSeq and is a predicted model, not a curated record. Bases 80 to 769 code for a protein of 229 amino acids.
UCCUCAACCCUGAAAAGAUCUGAACCCCUUCGUACUUUGAAUAAACAAACCUAGUUUAAUCCGAAUAAACCCGCCCACCAUGUCGCAACACGCUCUAUCCGACCAGCAGGUCAACAAUGAGCUCAGCAAGAUGACGGCGUUCAUCAAGCAGGAAGCCAUGGAGAAAGCCCGCGAGAUCGAGAUCAAGGCCAAUGAGGAGUUCGAGAUCGAGAAGUCCAAGCUUGUCCGCCAGGAGACAGACGCUAUCGACAGCCAAUACGAGAAGAAGUUCAAGCAGGCCACCAUGUCCCAACAGAUCACCCGCUCUACCGUUUCCAACAAGACGCGACUCAAAGUUCUCGGUUCCCGCCAGGAGAUGCUCGAUAACAUCUUCGAGGAGGCUCAGAAGAAGCUCGCCGAGGGUGCCAAGGAUAAGGCCAAGUACCAAAAGGCCCUCAAGGGUCUCUUGCUAGAGGGUUUCUUUGCUCUCAACGAGCCUGAGCUUCAGGUUCGUGCGCGCAAGAAGGACUACGACGUUGUCAAGAAGGCUAUUGAGGAGGCCGCCAAGGACUUCAAGAAGGAGCUUGGAAAGGACAUCACAGCCAAGAUUCAAGAGGAUGAUCCUCUUCCAGAGGGAAUCGCCGGUGGAGUGUUUAUCAUUAGCGGAAGCGGAAAGAUUGACAUCGACAACACCUUCGAGGCCAGAUUGAAGUUGCUGGAGGAGUCUGCUGCGCCUGCGGUGCGCGAGGCUCUAUUCGGCAAGAACCCCAACCGCAAGUUCAACGACUAAACUCCCUCAACCGCCAGAUAUCCGUAUGGGCGCCUCUGCCUGUCCAUACAUCAGCCAGCUUCAAUGGGCGCAUGGCUGAAGAGGCUCUUGAACUACCUGCGACCCGUAUUGUUGAUCAGUCUGUGCUUUGUAGUUUAGAGGCCGUGUAUCGCGUGUUUAACCUGUUUUGACUGAUUUGGAACUUGGCCCGUGGUAGAAUUGAUUACAUUCC